AUGUCCGUCCCUCCAGUCCCAACCGUCGUCAUCAUCGGCGCCGGGGUCAUCGGUCUCUCUGCAGCCGUAAGCCUACAGCAAAGCCUGAGGGAGACGCCGGGCCGUCGGCCCCAGAUUCUGAUGGUCGCCCGGGAAUGGCCGGGCCCGGCGGUCCCCGGCGCGCCUCACCAGCACCCCGUACACUCGGCCGACUACGCCUCCAUGUGGGCGGGCGCACACGUGCGUCCCAUCCCCGCGACGACGCCGCAGCUGCGGAGAGAGGCGGGCUGGCUCAGGCGCACAGUCGCCCGGUUCCACCGCCUGGCGGCCGAGGAGCCAGCCUCGGGCGUGACGCGGACGCUUGGGCUGGAAUUCCUCGAGGCCCCAGACCAGAGCUACCGGGAGCAAGUGGACGCGGCCACGUUCGCGCGCGAAACCGGCCUCCCGGGCUUCAGGGUGCUUCCGAGCGCGGAGCUGCCCGACGGCGUGGCGCUGGGGCUCGAGUACCAGACGUUUUGCAUCAACCCGCCCGUCUACUGCGAGGCGCUGCUGCGAAAGUUCUUGCUCGGCGGCGGCAGCACGGCGCGCAGAGACCUGGGCAGCGAGUGGGAGGCAUUUGGGCUGGCCGACGACGUGGUGCUCGUCGUGAACGCGAGCGGCGCCGGGUUCGGGGACCCGAAGUGCUUCCCGACAAGAGGCCAGACGGUUGUCACGGACCUCGUCCACGUCCAGAGCACCGUCACCAGGCAGAACAAGGACGGGACCUGGAGCUUUUUGAUCCCUAGGUUCCUCGACGGCGGCACCGUCGUGGGCGGGACCAAAGAACCGUCUGACUGGCGGCGGGCGCCGUGCAUGCCGACCAGGCAGAGGUUACUGGAGGAGGGGCUCAAGCUGGAGCCGCUCGCCCACGCGGAUGGCAGAGUCCCGCCGACAAGGGCCGUGGGCGAGGUUGGCGUCGUGGCAGAUGUUGUGGGAAGGCGGCCCACGCGCCACGGAGGAAUGAGACUCGAGCUUGACGAGCGGCGCAUGCCUCGGCACGCAAACGGGGAGGACGUGAGACGUCGUGUGAUCCACGCCUACGGUGCUGGAGGACGGGGGUACGAGACCAGCUGGGGUGUUGCAGACGAGGUCGUUGCCUUGGCGUUGCCUCUGUUGAACUCGGCCGGGACCUUGUCAGACCCAGAGUCUGUCAAGGGCACUGCAGAUUGA
Molecule: messenger RNA, 1188 nt
Organism: Metarhizium album ARSEF 1941
Lineage: Eukaryota; Fungi; Ascomycota; Sordariomycetes; Hypocreales; Clavicipitaceae
Product: NAD(P)-binding domain protein
Exons: 3
Coding region: 1-1188 (395 amino acids)
Molecular function (GO): D-amino-acid oxidase activity; FAD binding
Source: RefSeq, a predicted model, not a curated record